Molecule: messenger RNA, 654 nt
Organism: Psilocybe cubensis
Lineage: Eukaryota; Fungi; Basidiomycota; Agaricomycetes; Agaricales; Agrocybaceae
Exons: 5
Coding region: 1-654 (217 amino acids)
Source: RefSeq, a predicted model, not a curated record
AUGUUCAGCAAACUUGGCCUUUUCGCCCUUUUCGCCCCUCUGGUUUCUGCCUUGACCCUUACGUUCCCAUCGAACGCAACUUCAGGAGGAGAGGUUACCAUUACAUGGACUGUGGAUGCCAGCGACCCGAGUCGAUUCUCCACCUUUUCUUUCGAGCUCAUCAACGAGUCUUUCAACAAUGCAUAUGCCAUUGCCAACAACGUUGAUCCAGCUUUGCUGAAACUCACCCUUACUCUUCCCGUUGUUCCCGUUGGUGCCGGUUAUACUCUUCAAGCCGUUAACAUUGGCGACAUCAAUGAUGUCUUUGCCACUAGCUCUUCAUUUUCGAUUGGUGCUGCCCCAACACCCCUCAGUACCACCGUGUCAGUUUCUUCCACCAACUUGAGCUCACUCCGUGCCUCCUCUGCCAGUGUCACAUCCAGCGGUACUAGGUCUGCAACCACAAGCGGCACGUCCUCUGCUACCUCUCUGGUCGUAACUUCCUCCACCCCAACCAGCCCCUCGACCACUGGAGGAUCUGCUUCCAACACUGCCGGUGCUGCCGGAACUACUCCUUUCUCUGGUGCCAUUUCUACCCGUUUCGGCGGUAACCCGGCCGGAAUCGCAGCUGUUCUUUUAUCCGCUGCGGCUGGUGCUGCUAUGAUUGCUAUUUAA